Messenger RNA from Linum tenue, 2055 nucleotides. The record is from the annotation of a GenBank genome assembly. Lineage: Eukaryota; Viridiplantae; Streptophyta; Magnoliopsida; Malpighiales; Linaceae.
CCCUCUCUGCCUGCGACUGUAUUUAUGUCUUUGCCUCUUUCUGUCUUCUCAUUUACGCUCUCAGAUUGGGACUCUCACCAAAUAUUUCCCUCUUCUUCUUCUCCUUCUCCCACCACAGCUCAAUUUGAAGCCACCGAUUUUGGGAGUGGUUGAGAUUUUUAUGCUGCUGCUGCUGCAAGAAAGUGAAGGAAACAGCAUCGAUAAAGACCUCUUCUUCUUCUUCUCCACCUCAUCUUUACAGGACCAUUUCAGUUCCUCCCCUGUAACAGAGAUUAAAAAAAAAAAGCAGGGGAGAAGAAAAAGGGGGAAACGUCACUAUAUAUCUAUCGAUCUCAUCACCUAAAUGCUUUCUCGGGAACACACAACUUGCAUGGACAUGAUGAGUGUGUUAGAGAGACAGGCUGCAAGGUUCAAAUGGCUGCAACAACAGCAACAGCAACUACAACUUAAAGACGCCACCCACUUGCCAAUAAUGCCUCACUUCCAGGGAAUCUUCAGUCAGCUUGAGACAGGGUCGAUGACGACUCUGCCGCAGCACGGGGGGAACCAUCAUCUCCUGCUCCCUUCAGGAUUCGAGUUUCUUGCUCCCCCCGACCAAGUUGUCAGCCAUCAUCCUUCUCUUGGAAUUGACCAUUGUCUCUCGAGGACUUCUAGCUGCCACAUGACGGCGGCGCCGGCUUCGGCUCGGGCGGCUCCCGAGGAGGGGGAAGAGGAUGCUGUGGUGGUUAUGAUGGCAGAGGGAAAUGGAGGAAGAGGCUUGGCGGAUGGUUCAAACAAGAGGAAAACAGAGAACGAAGAAAUUAGAGGGAAGAAGAGAGUGAAAGGAGAAAUGGAGGUGGAGUCUAGCAGAAGCAGAAGUGAAGAGACUAAUUGCAGAGAAGAUUCAACACAGGAGGAAACCCAGAAGAAGAAGAAGAAGGGUUCUUCAUCAGGAGAUGAGAAACAAGAUUAUAUUCACGUCAGGGCGCGCCGCGGCCAGGCUACUGAUAGUCACAGCUUGGCAGAAAGAGCAAGGAGGGAAAAAAUAAGCAGGAAAAUGAAGUGCCUGCAGGAUUUAGUCCCUGGCUGCAACAAAAUCACUGGAAGGGCAGGGAUGUUGGAUGAGAUCAUCAAUUAUGUUCAGUCCCUCCAGCGCCAGGUUGAGUUCUUGUCAAUGAAACUUGCUGCGGUCAACCCAAGACUGGAAUUCAGCUCCGAUAAGCUCUCCGGCAAAGAGUUUCCUGGUUACCCGAGUUUUCCAACAGCCAUGAGCAGCAUGUUUCCGGGAGCAGCAAGUUUGGCGCAGCUUCAGCAGCUUGCAGCAAGCAGAGAAAUGGAAAACCUGACGACGAAUCACAGCCAGAUUUCUUCUGAGAAAACCCAGACCUCCUCGGCUUUCAGUCCUGAACUCUGUCUCGAUUCCUCCAGUUUCCCUCAAGUCCAAGUCCACCAACCUUUCUGGGAAGCGGAUUCGCAGAGCUUCCAGGACAUGGGUUUCCAUCGUUAUCAAGGCUGAACCAACAUCAACGCCUUCUUUCACUUUAUUAUGUGCCAACUGCCACCAUUUGACAAGUGGGUGUGACUGAACUGAGCUCGUGGGUAUCGCAGAGAGAAUCAACAGAAGAAGCUAUUUCAGGAGGAGAGGAAAAAACAAUUUGUGGACUCAAGAUGCGACAGUUUCGUAUUGCUUCUCUGAUGAUUUAUUAUUCUCAAGUGUAAAACUAGUGGGUUUGCUGUCUCCAAUCUUUUUUUCUGUUCAUAUUUUUCUAGUUUCUUGCCCUGUAUAGUAGCUCUGCUGCUUUCGCACGGAAGCAGCAUACAGUAAGCUGUAAUGAACUAUAUAUUGAUCGAUCUGUUACCUACAACACACAUCCAUCCCAUCGAAUAGCCCUCGCAACCUCCAUCCGACAUUUCCCAGAUCGAGGAAGCAAGAAAAGUAAUCGAUAGAUCCUAGAUGGAACCAUAUUUGAGCUUAUAUAUACUUGGGUUCGGUUUCGUUUAACCAAUAACCGAUUAGGUGGUUAAUGGUUAAUCACUAAGCAAAAAAAUGCAUACUGAUAAGGCUUAUCGAACCGC